GAAAGCGCGUCUUCUCAUCACGCAUGGCUCUGGCCUUAGAUAUUCCGUCGAGGGGUCUGAGACUUGCACAGAUAGUUUGUGCAGUACUUUUCUGGUACGAUUCUGCUCUGAAACCUAUAUUGCUAAAGAAAGGAGUAUACCGCGAGCUUUGCAAAGCAGACGACGGGCAUGACAAUGAUCCCUCGUACACGUGUAUCGAACGGGACCUGAAACUCAACUUCAUGUUUACCCUUGCUGCUGUUGUUUCAAAUGUCUUUGCAUUGCCCAAUGGUGUGGUGUUGGAUUGGGUAGGGCCCCAACUCACUGCGCUUCUUGGAGCCGCAAUCUUCGGACUAGGCAACUUCCUGUUCGGGUUAGAGGUGGUAACGCCUUGUGACGGAUAUGUAUUGUUGUCCAUCGGAGGCCCUAUGAUUUUCCUUAGCACAUUUCACCUUUCCAACGCCUUUCCGAGACACUCUGGCCUAAUUUUGAGCUUCAUCGUCGGAGCUUUCGAUUGCAGUUCGUUUCCCUACCUUAUUUAUCGAACAAUAGAUAACAUACAAGGGAUUUCGAUUCGCACAUUUUUCUGGGGCUAUAUUUUGAUUCCAACUCUUGUGAUUAUGGAGCAAAUUACCCUCGGGCCGCGGGACUCUUAUAAAGAAGACGACUUUAGGGAGACCGAAUGUACUGUCAGAGGGGACUUCGUUAGUGCCGCUGACGAGAUUUCCCCUCUCCUCCCUGAGGGUACCUCGUAUGCGGGUCCUCGCAGUCCUGAACACGAUGACGAAAAAGUCCACGAGCCAUUUACUGGGGUUAUGGCAGGGAAAUCGGUCCGGAAACAGUUACUAUCGAGUUAUUACUGGACACGCAUCAACUAUUUCAUCCAAACAGUCUUCCAGCAAAUGCUAUUCUAUCUUAAAGACCAUACUCUCGCCCAGAGCGUCGCUACCAGCUUCACAGUGCUAUUGCCUUUAGGAGGCGUCGUUGGAAUUCCGAUCAUCGGCUGGAUGCUAGACAAUAGGGGCGUUGGAUUUGCCUCACUCGUCAUAUUCUUUUCGGGCAUCCUUUAUGGGGUUUUGGGCAUCAUGCCCAGCCCUACAAUGCAACUCAUAUCUAUCGCGAUCUUCGUCGUCCUUAGACCACUUAUGUACACAUUCCUGGGCGAUUAUACCAGCAAGGCUUUUGGUUCUGAAACCUUCGGAACCGUUUACGGGCUGCUUAAUUGCAUCGCUGGCCUGUUCGGUCUAAUCCUCCGGCCUAUCGAUGUGUUUACGAAGAAUACGCUUCAUGGGAACUAUACUGUCGUGAACGUACUGGGGAUUAUUCUGGGCGCCAUGUCGGCUGCGAUAAUCUCUUGGAGGAUACACCACCAGCCACCACGUGGCGCUGUUGACACGCGUUAGCGGUUGUCUCUGACCUCUGCGCUACGGCCCCGAGGCUAUAUAUUGCUUUCCCUGAUGUCGCUGGAGUUUCAUUCGUCGUCCUAGAAGCUUUACAUCAAACUUGUUGCGGGUGAUUGUGCGAUCCGAUGCACUAGAGGGCUCACAUUGCGUUGCAGCCACUGCACUAUCCUGAUUUGAUGUAGUUGUGACCAGAUCGCGCCGGUUGUGGAAAUUGCGAAUCUGUGCAAAAUCAUCAUAACAACACAUUGUAUGAUUCGGUAGCUCAUUCCAUAAUAUCGACACCGACAUGGACA
Molecule: messenger RNA, 1675 nt
Organism: Cantharellus anzutake
Lineage: Eukaryota; Fungi; Basidiomycota; Agaricomycetes; Cantharellales; Hydnaceae
Product: major facilitator superfamily domain-containing protein
Exons: 12
Coding region: 24-1382 (452 amino acids)
Biological process (GO): transmembrane transport
Cellular component (GO): fungal-type vacuole membrane
Molecular function (GO): transmembrane transporter activity
Source: RefSeq, a predicted model, not a curated record